Molecule: messenger RNA, 1161 nt
Organism: Papaver somniferum (opium poppy)
Lineage: Eukaryota; Viridiplantae; Streptophyta; Magnoliopsida; Ranunculales; Papaveraceae
Exons: 1
Coding region: 1-1161 (386 amino acids)
Source: RefSeq, a predicted model, not a curated record
AUGGAAAGAUCACGAAGAGAAAGGCUAGCAGACCAAACAAGGGAAGAUGUAUUAAGGGAGCUUAAACGGCUUAAUCAAAGUUCGGUGCGAGAGGAGUCACAGCGAAGACUGAAUCAAAUACGAAGAGAUAGGUCAAAGCAUCAAGGGGCGAUAAGUAUAAAGAUGACGAAGACUGAAUCAAAUGCGUUGUCCUGGACAGAACUAAAGCUCCCAAAUCUUAAUACAACCAUAGAAAGGAUUUGGGAGGAAGUCAUACUAACUGAGGAAAUACCAGUCCCACCCAACAUGGGGAAGGAACCGCAGCUGGGAAGAAAUCAUGAUUUUUGCAGGUAUCAUCGCUUUCGCGGGCACCACACCAACAACUGCAGGAAUGUUCGAAGAGUCAUACUUCGUCUGAUCGAACAAGGAAAACUCGCACACUAUUUGGAAGAUCAGAGGUUGCCACCGCAUCCACCCUACAAUCAUUAUGGGAACCAGGCAAAUGAGCUAAUGAUCGAAAUUAUCCAAGAAGUAGGAAGACUAAGCUGCGAUUUCAUAGCACACUCGGAGAGAGAUUUCCAGAACUUUCACGACAAUGUGCUCUCGAGAAUAUAUAAAAGGGAUUAUGAAGGAAACGAAAUAAUCCCCAUGAUGACGAGAGAAUUCCUGGAGGAGUGGAAAAAUAAGGAUAUAUCAUUUUCAGUGGAGGAUCUACCGGAGGAAGAAGUUAUGCAUACCCACUCGUUAGUCGCUACCUUGGCAAUUGGCGAGCCAUCGCGAGGAAAAGAGUAUCGAAGUGAUAAAGGGAAGAUUUGGGCCAUGGACAAAGUCUUGGUAGAUAUGGGGAGUUCGGUAGAUAUUCUUUUCUAUAAUGCAUUCAAAGCUAUAGGGUAUAAGGAUGCUGACAUGAUACCUUCAACCUACACUCGAUAUGGGUUCAAUGGAGUGGCUACAAAUACAAAAGGCGAAAUAAAUAUGACGAUCUUCGCGGGAGAAGUGGAAACGAAUGUAACUGUCUGUGUGGUAGAUCUGGAAUCACCAUACAAUGGUCUAAUGGGCAGGCCAUGGAUCCACGAGAUUAAAGGGGUAGCAUCCACCUAUCAUCAGGUGAUAAGAUUCCCCAUGCCAAGCGGAAUUGGCGAAAUAAGAGGGAAUUGGGGAGACACGAAGGACUGCGGCUAA